GCGGUGCAAUAAGCUCAUUUUUUUGAGGAACAGCUCAGUAAAGAAUAACACCUUCGCCUCCGUUCGUCAGCGAUUUAAAAAUAUAUUUGAGAAACAUUUCGAAGGACACGAUUGGUUUCUUCGUGCAGAUACAGAUACCUUUGUGAUAAUGGAGAACUUGCGACGCUUUCUCUUUCGCUACGACCCUGAGACCUCGAUAUACUUUGGCCACCGUCUAAAAGCGGACUUUGCCCAAGGAUAUAUGUCUGGUGAAGCUGGAUAUGUCCUCAGCAGAGGAGCUCUACGACGCCUACACCUAUUCGGCUUUAACGACCCGUAUUUAUGCGGCCAUGACUUGAGUUCCUCCUUGAAAUUUGAGGAUAGGGAGCUGGGUCUAUGCCUGAAUCGUGUAGGAGUGAUUGCAGGAGAGUCCCGCGAUGGCGGCGGGCAGGAACGCUUUCUCCCAGUAAUGCCGGAAGGGAUUGCUCCGGGAUGGACCAGUUGGCGACAGUACUCGAUGUCGCUGUACUUUAAGCCAACGACCCGCGCCUGCUGCUCCAGUUCCCUGAUCUCCUUCCACCCGGCCGGUGAAAGUGCCUUUGACCUCUGGGAGUUCUUCGUGCACCGCCUGAGGCUUUUUGGUUACCCAAUGAAGCCACUGAAGCUGCCGCCCCGCCUGGACUUCUGGGCAAUGCAUGCCCAGCUGCGAUAUUGGUCCCAGGUCGUGUCCGAUAACCAUGGCUGA
This is a messenger RNA of Drosophila biarmipes, 724 nucleotides long. Its product is annotated as glycoprotein-N-acetylgalactosamine 3-beta-galactosyltransferase 1-like. Bases 149 to 724 code for a protein of 191 amino acids. The transcript has 3 exons. NCBI's taxonomy places the organism in Eukaryota, Metazoa, Arthropoda, Insecta, Diptera, Drosophilidae. Gene Ontology annotation, molecular function: N-acetylgalactosaminide beta-1,3-galactosyltransferase activity. The record is from RefSeq and is a predicted model, not a curated record.